Messenger RNA from Talaromyces marneffei, 1233 nucleotides. RefSeq lists its product as uncharacterized. The record is from RefSeq and is a predicted model, not a curated record. The transcript is spliced from 3 exons. Gene Ontology annotation, cellular component: extracellular region; cell surface. Lineage: Eukaryota; Fungi; Ascomycota; Eurotiomycetes; Eurotiales; Trichocomaceae. The coding region runs from base 1 to 1233 and encodes 410 amino acids. Gene Ontology annotation, molecular function: beta-glucosidase activity. Gene Ontology annotation, biological process: glucan catabolic process.
AUGAAGACGACAUUGGCCACAGUUGCAGUCCUUUCCGGACUUGCCUCCGCAUGGAUGCCCGGCGUGCAUAAAGACAUCGUCUCACUCAAGGGCGAGAACCUCUUCAACAAGACAGACCCCAUCACCAAGCGCUGGCUACCAGCAUCCGGCAAGAUUCGCGGCGUCAAUCUCGGAUCUCUAUUCGUCUUUGAGCCCUGGCUCGCCGAAAGCGCGUGGAGCAGUAUUGGAUGUUCGGGCCAAAACUCCGAGUUUGACUGCGUCAGUGCCCUGGGCCAGGAGACUGCCAAUACUAACUUUGCGGACCACUGGGGGUCGUGGAUUGUUGAAAAUGACAUUGCGACCAUGUCGAGUUAUGGACUGAAUGCCAUUCGUAUUCCUGUUGGAUACUGGAUGCGAGAGGAUAUUGUAUAUAGUGAUAGCGAGCAUUUCCCUCAGGGGGCAUUGUCGUAUCUUGAGCAGAUAUGUGGCUGGGCUUCUGACUAUGGUUUCUAUAUCAUUAUUGACUUGCAUGGCGCUCCUGGUGCGCAGGUUGCACAUAAUGCAGACACUGGACAGUACGCUCCGACCCCCGGAUUCUACGUCGACUACCAAUUCGAGCGAGCCCUCAAAUUCCUCGAAUGGAUGACCACCCAGAUCCACUCGAGUGACAGCUUCCGUAACGUCGGUAUGCUUGGGAUCGUGAACGAGCCCGUGCAAGACUCCAGCCAAGUUGGCACAAUGAGAUCAACCUACUAUCCCGAUGCGUUCAGCAGAAUCCGCGCCGCUGAAAGAGCCCUCGGCAUUACCGCCAACAACGAACUCCACAUCCAAAUGAUGAACAACCUCUGGGGCUCCGGCGAUCCCACCGAAUACCUAACCGACAACUACUUUGCCGCCUACGACGACCACCGCUACGUCAAAUGGGACACCAGCGUCGCCGUCAGUCAGGACAACUAUAUCAGCACCUCGUGCAACGACAACCGCGGCGGAAACACGCCCACAAUCAUCUCGGAGUGGAGUCUGAGUGUUCCCGACAAUGUACAAGAUACCGCGGGCUGGGACCCGAGCACUAACAAGGACUUUUAUGCAAAGUGGUUUGUGGCUCAGGUGAUCACUUAUGAGAAGCAGGAUGGUUGGUUGUUUUGGUCGUGGAAGUCGGAGUUGGGUGAUUAUCGGUGGUCAUAUCAGGAUGCUGUGGCUGCGGGUGUUAUUCCGACGGAUUUAGACUCUGUCUAUGGUCUGGGUGUGUGUUGA